This is a messenger RNA of Ipomoea triloba (trilobed morning glory), 2282 nucleotides long. Its product is annotated as calcium-dependent protein kinase 32-like. Gene Ontology annotation, cellular component: cytoplasm; nucleus. Gene Ontology annotation, molecular function: ATP binding; calcium ion binding; calmodulin binding. The record is from RefSeq and is a predicted model, not a curated record. Gene Ontology annotation, biological process: peptidyl-serine phosphorylation; protein autophosphorylation; intracellular signal transduction. Lineage: Eukaryota; Viridiplantae; Streptophyta; Magnoliopsida; Solanales; Convolvulaceae. The coding region runs from base 413 to 2002 and encodes 529 amino acids. The transcript has 8 exons.
AAAAAUCCGAAACAGAGAGAGAGAGAGAGAGAGUUGGACGGAAAAGGGAGUUGCGAGGGAAGUCUCCAAGAAAGGGAAAGGUUUUGACCCUUUCUCUCAUAUCAUACCUUAGCUCCAAUAUUUCUAUCUGUUUUUUCACACUCUAAAUCCCUCAUAUCCAUCCCCAAAACCUCCCAAUCAUCUCACCCAUCUUCUCCCUUUUCUCUUUCCCAGCUUGAGUUCAACAGAGAUCUGAAAUUUCCCCGGAGAAAUCCGUCUUGAUUACCCUGUUUACCUCAUAAAGAUCAGUUUUUUAUCCCUUUGACCGCUUCUUUUUGAAAAUUUGCUGGUUCUCUGAGAGCUUUGACUGGGAAAGCUGAGAUUUUGAUUGAUCUGAGUCACUUCAACUGAGAAUUCGAAGCUUUUUGGCCUAAUGGGUAAUUGCUGUGCCACGCCGGAGACUUCCGAGGAAACUAGGGGAAAAAACAAGCCAAACCCGUUCUCCGUCGACUAUGGCGGAAACCAUAACCACGGAAACGGCGGAUACCGGUCGUAUGUGCUGGAAAACCCGACCGGCCACGAUAUCGAGGCGACAUACGAGCUAGGCCGCGAGCUCGGGCGGGGAGAAUUUGGGGUUACGUAUUUGUGCAUUGAUAAAUCCACCGGCGACCAUUUGGCCUGCAAAUCGAUUUCCAAGAAGAAGCUGAGGACCAGAGUGGAUAUUGAGGAUGUUAGGAGGGAAGUUGAGAUCAUGAAACAUUUGCCUAAGCAUCCCAACAUUGUGAGCUUGAAGGACACGUACGAGGAUGAUCAAGCCGUCCAUUUAGUGAUGGAGUUGUGCGAGGGUGGUGAGCUGUUUGAUCGGAUUGUUGCCAGGGGACACUAUACUGAGAGGGCUGCUGCUGUUGUCACUCGCACCAUUGUUGAAGUCAUUCAGAUGUGCCAUAAGCAUGGUGUGAUGCAUCGGGAUCUCAAGCCUGAGAAUUUCUUGUUUGCAAACAAGAAGGAAACUGCAGCCUUAAAGGCCAUUGAUUUUGGGCUUUCGGUGUUCUUCAAACCUGGCGAGAGGUUUAAUGAGAUUGUGGGAAGCCCGUAUUACAUGGCUCCCGAGGUGCUAAAAAGAAACUAUGGCCCAGAAGUGGAUGUUUGGAGUGCUGGAGUCAUUCUCUACAUCUUACUAUGCGGUGUUCCACCUUUUUGGGCAGAAACUGAACAAGGAGUUGCUCAAGCGAUCAUUAGGUCUGUUGUUGACUUCCGAAGGGACCCCUGGCCUAAGGUUUCUGACAAUGCUAAGGACCUCGUGAAAAAGAUGCUCAACCCAGACCCUAGCAAGCGACUUACAGCUCAGGAAGUAUUAGAUCAUCCUUGGUUACAAAAUGCAAAGAAGGCUCCUAACGUUUCUCUGGGUGAAACCGUAAAAGCAAGGCUGAAGCAAUUCUCUGUGAUGAACAAGCUGAAGAAAAGAGCUCUGAGGGUGAUAGCGGAGCAUUUGUCAGUGGAGGAAGUGGCUGGAAUAAAGGAAGGGUUCCAAUUAAUGGACACGAACAACAAAGGGAAGAUUGACAUUAAUGAGUUGAGAGUCGGGUUGCAGAAACUUGGCCAUCAUAUCCCCGAAUCAGAUCUUCAAGCUCUUAUGGACGCUGGUGAUGUUGAUAAGGAUGGCUAUCUGGAUUGCGCAGAGUUCGUGGCAAUUUCUGUCCACCUUAGGAAGAUGGGCAACGAUGAACACCUGAAGAAAGCGUUUGCAUUCUUCGACAAGAACCAGACUGGAUAUAUAGAGAUCGAGGAGUUACGUGACGCCUUAGCUGAUGAUAUUGAUACAAACAGCGAUGAAAUUGUUAAUGCUAUCAUGCAAGAUGUAGAUACAGACAAGGAUGGACGCAUAAGCUAUGAUGAGUUUGCUGUCAUGAUGAAGGCGGGGACAGAUUGGAGGAAGGCCUCAAGGCAGUAUUCACGAGAACGAUACAACAAUCUCAGCUUGAAAUUGAUGAAGGAUGGAUCCUUUGCUAGCGAGGGUAGAUAGCUCGAGAAGGGUAGCAGAUCAUCGCCAGAUGUUUAACCGAAGAAAUUGUACAAGAACCGCUGUUUUUAACUACUGGAAUUCUCUCCUCGUUUUUUCCUCUUUCGUUUGUCGAUGAUUCUCUUUGUAUUGUUUGUGCAAAUCCCAUUGCUGAUGGGGAUGAAAAUAGAUUUCAAGCCCCCAGUUCUUGUUGGUUUGUCUAGUGAAUACACUUUUUUUUUCUUUUUUUUUUUUUGGCUUGGAAGGUUGAAGAAUUGGGAAGGUAUUUAUUUCAGGUUGUAAA